This is a messenger RNA of Chlorella variabilis, 621 nucleotides long. RefSeq lists its product as hypothetical. The record is from RefSeq and is a predicted model, not a curated record. Lineage: Eukaryota; Viridiplantae; Chlorophyta; Trebouxiophyceae; Chlorellales; Chlorellaceae. The coding region runs from base 1 to 621 and encodes 206 amino acids. Gene Ontology annotation, cellular component: ribosome. The transcript has 3 exons. Gene Ontology annotation, molecular function: structural constituent of ribosome. Gene Ontology annotation, biological process: translation.
AUGUCUCAGGCGUUGCGGCAGGCCCUGUACAUGGCCAGGAGCGCGUUGGCCUGCGCCAGCCGGGAAUGCCUGACCAACCCCGCUGCAUCGGCUGUGCAGCUAGAACCCCGGGCCUUGACGAGAUUGCUGAGCUUCAGGGGGUUCAGGCAGCAAUCCUGGGCAGCGCAGAGCGCCGCCGCGGCCCCCACUGGCCAGCAGCAGACGGCGCCGCCGCCGCCAUCUCCUUGGACGCCGACGCGGGAGCUGAAGAAGCGUAAAAUCCUGCCCAAGCGCAUGCAGCACCUGCUGACGACGCUGGAGGCGGAGCGGGAGAGCGAGAUGGCGGCGGAGCUGAGGCGGCCCGUGUUUGGGCCCGGCGACGUGAUCGAGCUGCGGCUAUCUGUGCCGGAGAACAAGCGGCGCGUGACGGUGUUCAAGGGCAUCUGCAUCGCGCGCCGCAACCGCUCAGUGCGCACAACCUUCACGCUGCGCAACAUCUACGGCGCCUCGGGCGGCAUAGAGCGCACCUUCCCGCUCUACUCUCCACACAUCACCGAGAUGAAGGUACUGAGCAGCCGCAAGGUGCGGCGCGCCAAGCUGUACUACCUGCGCCAGCGCACCGCCAAGGAGCUUCGCACAUGA